UUAUUUCAAUUAAGUAUACAUUGUUGUGAAAAGUUCUUAUCAGCGGAAAAACGCUUAUCGGGAGCUUGUUUCCGUACCUUAUCAAAAAUGAUAUUGAUGAUCGGGAUUUAAAUGGUAGAUAUUUAUUGCCAUGAAAACAGUACAGCAAAAAUAAUACAGAAGGCAACAUUUUGUGGAGGAUAUGGUGUAUGAAAAAAAUGAGGUAUAUUCAGUACAGUAUAAUUACGAGGAGGUUCCAAAAAAAGAUAAACAAGAGAAGGAAAGUGUUGUUUCUUUCGCAGUUGGAAACUACUGGUUACAAAUUGCAGCAGUCAUUAGUGUGAAUUUGGCAGCUAUUGGAGCAUCAACAACAUGGUUUUGGACUUCUCCGGCACUACCGUAUUUGAAGAGCAACAUUUCAGAAAUUCCGACAACUGACUCAGAGGGAAUUUGGUUAGCCUCAAUAUUAGACAUCAGUGCCAGCAUCGGUCUUUUACUAUGUCCGCUCUCUUUACAGGUUACAGGUCGCAAACUUAGUUUGCUAAUACUUGGUGUAUUUCACGCAAUUUCCUGGAUAAUGGUUAUUUUCUCAAAAAAUAUCGAAACUCUUUACACAGCACGAUUUAUUGCUGGAUUGUCCUAUCAAAUGUCCUUUAAAAUCCAGAUUAUCUACAUCGCGGAAAUUUCAGAUAAGAAUAUCAGAGGAACUUUAGUGUCAACAGUGAAGAUAUUUUCUUGUCUAGGUCAGUUAUUUGUAAAAAGUGCUGGCGCUUUUCUUUCCUUUCGAAACAUGAACAUAGCAAUGCUAUCAACGCCUCUUUUAUUCUUGUUCACAUUCGCAUUUGUACCAGAAAGUCCCUACUAUUUAUUAAUUCGAGGUAAAAUAAGAAAAGCCUGGGAAAGCAUUUCAAAACUUAAAGGAACGAAAAAUCCACAAAUUGUGGAAUCUGCAUUGGAAGAGAUUCAAGAAUCUGUAAAAGAUGCCCAAAAAAUAAAAGCUUUUUGUUUUCGGGAACUAGUGUACAUUCAAGGAAACAGGAGAAGUCUGUACAUUGUACUUAUCGCUGUUGCAACCGCAAGUUUAUCAGGAAGAGCUGUUAUGACUUCUUUUACUCAAGAGGUAUUGGGUUACAGUGAUUUGCCAUUAUCUCCUGAAUAUGCUACUUUAAUAGUAGCAGGUAUUGCAUUAUUUAUAUCCGUUUUGAUUACUCCAUUUAUCGACAGAGGAGGGAGGAAAACUGUAUUUUUCUUAUCUGGGAUCCUAUCCACAAUAUGCCUAGCACUUCUAGGAUUGACUUUUUUUAUGAAAUACUAUAUGAAGACUGCUAUACCCUUUUUUACAUGGAUGCCACUAAUUUGCUUUGUACUUUACUUUGUCACAUUGGAAGAUGGCAUUGUUAACUUGACAGAUAUACUAAUGAGUGAAAUGUUUGCACUUGAAGUUAAAGGAAUGGGUUUAAUUUUCAUUGGACUAGCCAAAAAUUUAUUUUGGUUUAUAACUCACUUUUCCUUUGGGUGGCUUAAUUCCACAUUUGGAAUUUACACUACUUUUUGGAUAUAUGCAGUUUUUUGUUUGACUGGAACAAUAAUGUUUAUUAUUGUUGCUCCGGAAACAAGAGGAAAAUCUCUGGAGGAAAUUCAAGAUAUUUUGCAUGAACGACGUAAGUUGAAAGAGGAUGAUUUGAUCGAUGUGUAAUCUUUUUUUUAGCUAUUAAGUGUCAAUUUCCUUUAUUACUAAGGUUCAAAUUUUAAUUUUAAAACCACAAAAUGAUUAUGUUAUAAUAAGUUGAUUAAGGCAUAUGUUUAUGACCACGUUUUAAUGAAAAUGUAUGUACUAAAAAUUUUGAUUUAGUUACGUAAGUUCAAUCUCCACUGAUCGCUUGUGUUCAUCUAGAUUCUAAAUUAAUGGUAUCUCACAAUUAGUUCUCAAAAUUUAAUAUUUUUAAGAAUAUAGUUAAUUUUUUAGUAAAUUUAUUGUUUUUAUUUUA
Belonocnema kinseyi is the source of this 1967-nucleotide messenger RNA. Its product is annotated as facilitated trehalose transporter Tret1-like. NCBI's taxonomy places the organism in Eukaryota, Metazoa, Arthropoda, Insecta, Hymenoptera, Cynipidae. The coding region runs from base 182 to 1675 and encodes 497 amino acids. Gene Ontology annotation, cellular component: membrane. Gene Ontology annotation, biological process: transmembrane transport. The record is from RefSeq and is a predicted model, not a curated record. Gene Ontology annotation, molecular function: transmembrane transporter activity. The transcript has 3 exons.